Messenger RNA from Cyphellophora europaea CBS 101466, 2820 nucleotides. RefSeq lists its product as uncharacterized. The record is from RefSeq and is a predicted model, not a curated record. The transcript has 3 exons. The coding region runs from base 1 to 2820 and encodes 939 amino acids. NCBI's taxonomy places the organism in Eukaryota, Fungi, Ascomycota, Eurotiomycetes, Chaetothyriales, Cyphellophoraceae. Gene Ontology annotation, cellular component: cytoplasmic stress granule. Gene Ontology annotation, molecular function: RNA binding. Gene Ontology annotation, biological process: cytoplasmic stress granule assembly.
AUGAACUCUCAGAAAGAUGCAGGGCUGUCGGACAAGCAUGCACACGACCGCACAACAUACUUUCUGGGAGGAGCUGUUGGAUGCAUCGUGCUGCUCACAUUGAAGAAUGGAGAGCGCUUCGAAGGCCUUCUCGCUGGCUCAACCCUCCCAUCAGCCAACGCGAAGAUCAGCCUGAAAAUGACCAAGAAAUUAGCAGGGGACGGUCACAAUACUAAUGGUGUUGCAAAUCGUGAAGCGGCCUUAGCUGGCGCGAGUCCCGAUCAUGCAAUGACCUUUGAGUUCAAAGAUCUGGCUGACGCUCAAAUUCCGGACUUCAGUAUCCCCGAGCCUACCAAGAUGUCCAAUGGUGCCUCCAAAUUUCAAACAGAUACCGACAUCUCUGGGAACCAAUCGCGUGGUGAACGAAUGCUUCAGAAAUGGGUCCCGGAUGCCUCUGACGCGACCGAUUUCUCUCUUGAAUCUGGAAAUACUGGAAGUUGGGAUCAGUUCGCCGCGAACAAGCAGCUCUUUGGAGCGCAGAGCACAUACGACGAAAGCUAUUACACUACCCACCUCGAUCGCAGCUCAGAAUCCUACCGAGCAAGAGAAGCAAAGGCCACAAAGCUUGCCAAGGAAAUUGAGGGCUCACAAUCCACGAACCAGCAUGUCAGAGAAGAGCGUGGUCAAUCUGCACAGCACGAGAUCGAUGAUGAAGAAGCCAAAUACUCUGGUGUGCGUCGCGACGAGAAUGGUUUCCCUCUCCUCCCAACUGGUGGUCUGAACAAGUACACACCUCCAGCUCGUCGCGCACCGACUGGCCAGCCAACUGUCCCAGGAGCACCCUUCGACAGUGCAAUUGUUUCAGCACAGCUGUCCAAGUCUGACAACAAGACACCUGCUGGCCAGCCCGAACACCGACAGAAGUCACCAGCGCAAGAAGCCGACUCAGCCGCUCCCGAGAGUGACAACCACGUGUCAACGGAAUCCGCCUCGACUGCAACGGUACCGACCCCGCCAGGUCAGCUCCAGCAUGCUCAGCCCGCUGGUGGACAGACCGAAGGUGUCGAGGCCAGAGUCCUUCAACACUUCCGCCAAUUUGCCGUAACAGAGAAGCAGAGAGUGGCGGAGAAGAAACGGAUUCAGUCCAAUCACGAAAGAACCGCCAAGUUGAAUGAGCUCAUGCGCUUUUCAAAAUCAUUCAAACUCAAAACCCCUGUCCCCCAGGAUUUGGUUGGUAUCCUAGCCAAAGAUCCAGUCAAGCAGGAGGAGAUCGUUCAGAAGGCUCAGGACGAGUCUACAAGCACUCAUGCAACUCCCACCUCCACUCCCAAGGACACACCUAUUCGCGCGAAGGACAUUGCGCAAAUACCGCCAUUUCAAGGCGGCCGUGGUCGCGGACUUCCUACCUCUGCCAGUAUGCGAUUGGAUAAGGUGUCCCCUCUGCUUGGUGGUUUGCCAGCUAAAGGCCCUACCGGUCCCAAGCCGGGCAAGCCGGUGCAGGCUCAGCAGCUGCCGGCGCCUAUUCCCUUACCUGAUGCUCGUCUGCCACCAACUGGUCCAAUGGCGGACCAAGGCCCUGCAAGCCCUUCGCGAUCUAGCCUGCAGACUCCUCUGUCGGCGACAUCGGCAUCCAGAUUCAACCUCAAUGUGAAGGCGUCCGAGUUCAAGCCCAACGUCGCUGCUCCGUCCUUCAACCCUACGCCUUCGAAUGCACCAUCAAGUCCGUCCUCGGUGCAGCGAGCCGGAUCAGUGUCACGUGCGGCCAGUCCUUCUACUUUCUUCGGUGCGCGCAAACCAAAGCCGGCAUCUGAGCGACCUUCCAUUGCUGCCAACUUCAAUUCGAUAAAGAAACUGAAGCAGGAUGUGGUCGAUGCAGUGGCGAAACAUCAAGCAGGUAAAUCAGAAGACGGUCAGCCGGCACCAAAGGACUACGCUUCCAAUGGUGGCAUUCCCAAUGCUUUCCUGACGCCUCCGAGAUGGCAGGUCGCAGCUGAGAAUGAGGAGAAGACAUACUUGACGCCCUUCGAGCGACCCUCGAUUGUGUCGCCCGGCGCCGGUAGAACCGGAUCCGCUCCCCAUAUGCCAUACCAUCAACAGCUCCCCACCAUGCCAGCUGGGCCGAACAUGGCUCACAUGCAAGGGCCGCACCAGAUGCCCCAAGGCGUUCCUGCUGGUUAUGGUCACCAGUUCGACGAUCAACACAGGAUGCCGAUGAUGCAGCCGGGACAGCCCAUGUUCUCUUCCCCCAGUGUUCAAUCACGGCAGCCAUCGGCAUACGCAUCACCAAUGGGAAAUGCUGCGCAGUUGACAUACGGACAGCCGCCAUAUUUCGGCGGCCAGAUGCCCAUGCAGAUGCGUCCGUACCCGGGAACCCCGCACGGGCAAGGUCAGAUGGCUGCGCCGGUGAUGAUGACGCAGCAAUCCAAUGGACCAUACAUGGGCAUGCCGCAGCAGUUCAGCGGGCAAGUUCCGAUGUAUUCGCCCAGCCCCAGCCACGCUUACCCCCAGCAGAACGGAUACGGUAGCCCGUCACGGGCACCGAUGAUGAUGCAGCAGGGAUCGCAACAGGGACACCAUCAUGCUCAACCCAUGAUGUGGACUAACUCGGCUCAAGGUGGCCCUAUGGGGUAUGGUCAACAAGGGCAGAUGAACAUGUACCGACAAGGCUACUCCCAGUACGGGACGAGUCCGCAGCAGCCCUACCCCGGUCAACAACAGCGAGCCAUGAGCGGCAGCUAUGGGCAAAUUCCUAAGAUGAUGCACAUGCAGCCCGGACACGUUCCUCACCAACCCCAAAAUUACGGGCAAGUGGAUAUGAACCAAAGCGAAGAAGGUAAAUGA